Prorocentrum cordatum is the source of this 1656-nucleotide messenger RNA. The record is from the annotation of a GenBank genome assembly. Lineage: Eukaryota; Dinophyceae; Prorocentrales; Prorocentraceae.
AUGCCCAGCUGCGUUUGGUCCGCCUGGUGCGAAGCGGCCCCAGGCGCGAAAGCCAUCGAGCCGCCCGCCAGCCUCGCAGCUGCCGUGGAGGAGGAAGUUGAGGACUGCUGGCCUGCAGCAAUAACGGGAGAUGAUGGCGCUUGCAAGGGGAAGGACGAUGCGAUCAAUGGCAAAGGCACGAAGAGGGCCAGCCUCCAGGCGCCUGGCAAGGGUGCGAUGCACCUGCGUCUAGCGCGCUGCGAGCCAGUCCGAGGGUCGAACCGGAUGGACAGAGGCUGGAACGAGGGGGCUCAGGACCCCAGGCUGCCCGGAGAAGCGAGCAAGCCGUGGCAGCAGCUGUCGCUGCAUCCGUGGCGACGCAGGGCACGUCGCCUGCCCAGCCCAGCGCACGUGCCCGCGGACUCCGCCGCGUCCUCGGGCCCGCGGGGCGCGCUGGGCGCGCCCUCGGCCGCCCGGGGCUUCUCGGACGGCGCGGGCAGGCGGCGCGGCUCGUCCGCGGCGUCGUUCCAGCCGCUGGGCACCCACGUGGAGCUGCCCGGGAUGAGGGCGCCUCUGCCGACCAUCAAGCCUGAGGAGGAGGUCUACUCCUACCUGACCCCCGGCAUCCGGAAGACAACCGUCGAGGACCUCGCAGACAAGUGGGACAAUUUGGGCUUCACGAUUCGCCCGGUGAACGGGCACAUCAAGUACACAUGGCAAAACGGUCGUUGGGACAAGGGCGCGUUCGUUCCAGCGCCCUAUAUCCUGCUCCACAUCAACAGCGGAGCGCUUCACUACGGCGUGUCAGUGUUCGAGGGCCUGAAGGCGUUCGCCUGUAAAGACGGCAUGGUCCGCCUGAUGAACCCGCUGCUCAACGCGGCACGCAUGCAGGAGGGCGCCCGCAAGCUGCGGAUGCCAGAGGUUCCCUCCGAGAUGUUCGUGGAGGGCGUCAGCGAGGCGGUGAAGCACAACGCCGAGUUCGUGCCCCCUUACGGAAACAAUGCGUCGAUGUACGUGCGCCCCCUGCUCUUCGCCAGCGGCGAGAUGCUCGGCCUGUCGCCCCUGGCCCAGGAGUACACGUUCUUCGUCACCGUGCUCCCCGCCGGCGGCUACUUCGGCAGCGGCGCCGAGGAGGGCGUGGACGCGCUGGUCAUGGAGGAGUACGACCGCGCCGCGCCGAUGGGCACCGGAGCGGUCAAGGCCGCUGGCAACUACGCCGCGGACCUGGAGCCCGUGCACGAAUCCAAGGCAAAGGGCUAUGGCACGACGCUGUACCUCGACGCCAAGGAGCGCAGAUACAUAGAGGAGUUCUCGGUGUGCAACUUCGUCGGCAUCACGAAGGACGGCACCUUUGUUACGCCCGCGGCGGGUUCAAUUCUCGCUUCCACCACGAACAAGAUGCUACAGAAGCUGGCGGAGGCAGAAGGCAUGAAGGUUGAGGUGCGGCCUAUUGACUUCGACAAAGAGAUCGAGUCUUUUGAAGAAGUCGGCAUGUGUGGUACCGCCGCUGUGGUCGUGAAGGUGAAGUCCCUCACUCGCGGUGACAAGGUUUUCAAAACUAAGGGCUUCGACCGCUUGGCCAAGCUCCGCGCCAAGUUCACCGGAAUCCAGUGCGGUGAUGUUCCGGACGAACACGGCUGGAUGCUCGACGUGUGCCCUGUCUCUUCGAAGCAGUGA